Molecule: messenger RNA, 2667 nt
Organism: Monascus purpureus
Lineage: Eukaryota; Fungi; Ascomycota; Eurotiomycetes; Eurotiales; Aspergillaceae
Source: the annotation of a GenBank genome assembly
CUCGAACCAGGGUUUGCAACAAUGGGUUCUGAAAACCAGUAUCCAGAGGACAUGGGCAAGAUCAAUUUCAACUUCAGUGUUCUGAGUUCAGCUGCAGACCCCAUUCUUGCACCUCGAUUGGGACGAUUGAGUGUCGUGGGCAGAAAACCCAUAUCCACGCCGCACUUUAUUCCACUCACAACGCGAGGGGUAGUGCCUCACCUCGCCCAUGAUGUGGUACGGAGGCAGACAUCGAUAUCUAGCCUGUUCAUCGGCUUAGAAGAUUUCAUAGAACAAGCGCCAAAAGAACCCCCGAUAUUCAAGGUACCUACAGCUCCUCAUGAAUCGGCUUUGCGCAAGUUUAUCUGUUUGCCGGACGAUACGUUGCUAUUCUUGGGCCCUCGACGGAUCCCGUCUGUCGUUUGUCCGCCGGCGAACACGACGACGUCAAUCUCAGUGAUGACCUCGGUAGGAUUUAGGCAAUUGGAGGCAGAUCAGUACAUCCAGUCAAUGCAACGGCUGCGACCGGAUGCAGUUAUUGGGAUGGCAGAUAUAGUCUUGGGGAGGAAAGCUGGUGUGAAGCGACGAGGCAAAAUGGUGGAUAGGACUCAUGCCUACACAAGAGAUGCUACAGAGCGAUUAUACGGAGAUGGAGUUUCUGCAGAGGACUGUUCAAAGACGGCUUACUUUGCUCCAGUAUUGCCAUUAGACAAUGCAGAGCAAACGCUAUAUCUGGACGACUUAGAGGAUGACUUGAAGCAAUUCGUGUCUGGUCUGGCCUUGUACGAGUCGGCAUCACUUGCAAUCGUUCCUGAAUCGCUAGGGAACCUACCAAGAUUGCUUUUUAGCGAACCUGCUACUCCACAGGGUGUCUUGCGUGAGAUAUCGUUGGGGGCAGAUUUGCUCACUAUUCCUUUUAUCGCAGCUUCAUCGGAUGCUGGCUUAGCCCUGGAUUUUACAUUCCCUGCACCUUCUUCGAUGACGGCGCAAGAAGAAGGUGCCACUGCAUCUCGUCCACUAGCGAUAGACCUGUGGUCCCCCACUCACGCAACAAACACAUCACCUUUAUCUGAAGGAUGCCAAUGCUAUACAUGCCGAAACCAUCACCGUGCGUACCUCCGACAUCUCCUAUCCGCGAAGGAGAUGCUUGCAUGGACCCUCCUCCAGAUCCACAACUACCAUAUCAUGGACUUAUUCUUUUCGAACGUCCGAGAGAGUAUUAUCCAGGGUACAUUUGAGCAAGACGUCCAGGCUUUUGAACAAACAUACGAGUCAGCGCUUCCAGAACCAACUGGUGAAGGCCCAAGACUCCGCGGCUACCAGCUGCCUGCCCCCGGGCCAAACCAACCUCGACGCUAUCCUAAAGUUUUCGGGCGUCUCGACGACGCAGCUGAGAAAUAUGCAGAAUCGCAAUCGUCUGUCGCAACUCCAGACGCGGGAGCGGACGAGCUACAAGAACGUGGAUUUGCAGAGAAGAAAACGCCAUGAUAUGAUAUGGAGCUGUCUCUCAGUCAGCUGACUCGCGUUUCUGCUCAAGAGAGAGUCAGAGAGAAGAAUCAGUCGUUUAUAAAUAGAGCCUGUGGCUAAAUCAAGGCUUUCUCCCACCAUCAGCGGAUAGAUACGGGGUGGUUUUUUUAUUUGCUAAUAUGUGGUCUCCAUUAUGCAUUGUGGGACUUUUAUUUCAUGUCUACUCACUUCCAUGGUGUGCGGUGUAUGUUUCUGUUUGGAAUCUUGGGAAGGCGAAGCUUCAAUCUAGAUAUGUUAUGAACAUCAAUUGAUCCUAGAUUCUCUCUCUAACCAGCCACAUUCCUUCAUAUUGAUUUAGACAUAAAAUGCAAUGCCAUAAAUUACAAUCUUAUAAGAAAAGAGAGACAGCCCCCAUACUCUAGCCUACUGAAUGUUGAUCUGACCUAGUGGUCUAUAGGAUCAUCCCCUGUUAACGUCUUCCACAUCCACUUGAACUCUUCCUCUUCCUCCUUCGAUCCCGGCUUCGUCCCGGCACCAAAUUGUUGACCGACAACGCAAACCAGCCAGACAUCGUUUUUCAUUUCAUCGAUGAAACGCUCCGUAGCUGAGCCACGGGGGUAGAUGCGGCGCCACUCAUCCCAUAUCCGGAACGCCUCCUCACCCCAAGCACGGAAACUGACUUCUUCAAUGAUUGUUGGGGUGACAAUUUCCUUGCUACGGAAGACGCCCCAGGUGACGGCAUUGACGCUGCUGGAAUUGGCGUCCAGGUCGACUUCGUCCCAGGACUGAGAUGGAUGUGAGGACUCGAACUCACCGGCCGCAUUGGUGGCAAGCCAGGCAAGCUUUUCCUGGGCUCCUUCCUUCUCAAAGAUCGAUUUAAGGAUGUUCUUGUAGUCUUUGCUGGGGCAGAAGAAUUCGACAAACGGCUUCUGGAAGACAAAGCCGUCGCCCUGCGGGCCCCAGCCGAAGAUGGGGUGGUCGCUGCGGACAGCGUUCGCGGCGGGUUGUGAGGCGAGUGUCCACCAGCCUCUACCGUCAAUCAGUUUGAGUAGUUCUGGUUUAAUGAGCUCAGUUUCCGCGUUCAAGCCUCCGCCAUCUUCCUCUGCUCCGCCUUCGGACCAGGGGACAAUAUACAGUUCUCCAGAGACGUGGCGCCGGAAGAUUGUGUUGAUGUCUUCACGGGAAACGGGAUAGCCCCAGAGUCGACGAGCAACGGAAGAU